AAACUUGAACCGUCUCUCUUGUUGACCGUUGCUUUUGUUUUCCUUUGGUUUUAUUUUUACUAUUUUCAAAUGCCUAUAAUUAUAUAUAUUUAUCAUGAUUGAACAAAGGUAUUCAGAUAAUAAUCAGUCAAAACGUGACAUACCUUCCUUUAUUGAACCUCGGCCGCCUCUUAUAUUGCAUCCAUUUAUGAGGCCUCGCCCACAAAAGGGUACUAACUUGAUGGAAUUAUACGAAGACGAAUCUGUGAGUGAAGAACCUGAAUUAGUACAAGUGUACCUACGGCUGAAGCCAUAUCAUGCCCAGAAUAAUUUGUACGAAGUGCGCUCAGAUAGAAAUCUCAUAACAUCCGUGGACACUGCCACUGCUGGCCAUGGCCGAAGAACACAGCACAACAUAUCAAAAAUGUACACGUUUUCUCAUAUAUUUGACUCUGAGACCACACAAAAGGAAAUAUUUGAGCAUGUGGUAAAGGACAAUUUAAAGAAACUGACAGAUGGUCACAAUUUCACUCUACUGACAUAUGGUGCUUCUGGUUCUGGCAAAACAUACACACUAAUGGGCACAGUGGCAUCUCCAGGUCUGGUACCUCGCUCCCUUGAGUAUGUGUUCAGAGUGGUUGAUGCUGCACAGCAACCUGUCUACAAACCUUCAGAAGGUGGAGCUGAUAAGCUUAAUAAUGCUGAACAGGAUUAUGAAUUACAGUGGGUGAAAAGACUGAGGCAGGUGUCAGCUCCACUGAGAGACAAGUACCGACGCAUGAGUGCAGGGCUCCGCAAUGACUUCACAGCUAGCAGUUUAGACCUGUCCAACAGAACUAAGCACUAUGUGUGGGUAUCUUUUGUAGAAAUAUAUAAUGAGGGAAUAUAUGAUUUGUUGGCAAGUUCAGACAGGAGAUCAUCUAGUAAACUGCAAAUUAGAGAAGACUCAAGUGGCAAUGUGUUUGUUAAAGGUGUGACACAAGCGUUCGUACGUAGCGGCGAGGAGGCGUAUGACGUGAUGGUAGCUGGGAAGCACAACCUGCAGGUGGCCGCCACCGGUGUUCAUGCGCACUCAUCACGCUCGCACUGUAUCUUCACCAUCACUAUGCUCACAGAAACUGAGGGCGUGGCUCGCACCGCGUCCGUCCGUCUGUGCGACCUGGCGGGCUGUGAGCGAGCGCGGGCCACGCGCAACGCCGGCGCGCGCAUGCAGGAGUCCCGCGCCAUCAACUCCUCGCUGCACGUGCUCGAGCGCUGCCUGCACACGCUGCGUCGCCGCCAGCGACACGCCGGCGCGGCCGCGCGUGCAGCAAACACGACCAAACCACUCGGUGUGGUGCCCUACCGCGAGUCGAAGCUGACCCGGCUGCUGGGCGCCGGCCUGUCGGGGGCGCGUGGGGAGGCAGUGAGCAUGGUGGUGACGCUGAACCCCGCGCCCGAGUAUGCCCACGAGUCCCGCCACGUGCUGCAGCUAGCAGCCGUCGCCGGGGACAUACAGGUGAACAACACAAUAGCAGAAACUACACUUGAAAGCAGUAGUCAAAACUCAACGAUCACGUCGAGUGCUGAAGUUAUGAGGCUACGCGCAGACAAUGAAAGACUACAUUAUGAGUUGGUGCGUGCCCAAUCUAGUAUCAAAGAGCUAUAUGCGAACAUGGAGGAGCGGCAGCAGCAAGCGGCGGCAACAAUGCAAGAGUUGGUGGAUGAUGCCAAAGACAUGACGCGGCAGUACUACGAGGCUCAGCUCGCAGCACAACGCUCCAAGAUGGAUGACCUUAUAGAAGAAUACGAGAGUCGACUGAAGGCGGCUGUUCCUGCUAACGCGGACUCGCAAUUGCUUGAAGAUAAGAUUACAGAGCUGAUGACAGAAAUAGCUAUAUUAGAGGAGAACUUAACUGCAGAGCAGCUGGCACGAGCACGCGCUGAACAGGAAGUACAACACCUCAGAGCUUGUAUCGACGAAAGAGAUGAAAAAGCUUUUGAAGAUACCAAUUCAGAGAAACGUGAAGAUGUAAUGGUUUUGAGUGAUAGUGAACAUGACAGUGAGGAAGAAGAUGAUGACCCAUGUAAUGAGAGUCUUGAACCCACCUUUAAAAAGGAAGAUAUUAAUCGCUCAAUACUGAUUAGGAAGAAUUUAAAUUCCCAUAAUACUUCUAGUGACUCAACUCAAAACAAUAACCAAUUUAAUAAAAAUGAUACCAUUUUUGAAAAAAGUAACGACACACUGAUGGAGCAUGAGGGUAGUGAUGCUUCUGAUGAAACUAGUAAAGAUUCAACAUGUGAGGCAGGUGAUGACAGUCAAUCUAUACAAGGAGCCAUAGACAAAUCGCUUAAUAAUACUAAAACAGGACAGUGUGAUGCUGAAAGAGAAAGCAAUGGAUUGCUAAAUAAAUUAAAAACUACCGAUGUUAGAGGUACUUACUGUGUUCAAACAUUUGAGGAAUAUAAAGUUGGCGACAUAAAUAAAGAAGAGAAGUUGCUUUCACAUUCCAAAGCUCCUUUCUGUGUCAACUAUGAUUUUGAACAACUGAAAAAUUCUGCUGUUCCGGUUAUUGAUACUGAUGUUACUGAAAAUGCAUCAAUAACCACAAAAACUGAGGAAAAUGAGGAAAGCAUUAAAAAGGACAAUGAUGUAAAUAUAGAUAUGAAAAAAAAUGAUAUUAAUGAAAUAAAUUCUAAUCGAAAAGUAUCACAGACUUUAGUAAAUAAAAUAAUAAAUUCGGCUAAAUCUACACCGGGCGAUAAUUCUUUGACGCAAUUUGAACAGUUGGAACUUGCAACUAACACCUGCAUUGAAACAAAACAAGUAGGUAAAUACCUCACUAAUAUCAGAAUUCUUAAUGAAAAAAGGACUUACUUUGAUGAACAACCUGUUAUAAAUGAGAAUAAAAACAAGGAAGAAUCAAAUACGAAACCCGGAAACACAUAUGAUUUAAACUCUAAAUUAGUUCUAGGAAAACAUGUUAAUAUUGACCAUAUAGAUGAUAAUAUUAAUCAUAAUAGUGAUUGUGAUAUUAAAAAGAAUCCUGAACUUUUAAACGACAAUAAUAAUUUACUGCGCUCUCCGUCCAUUGUAAAAGAUGAAAUAAUAACCGACAAUUUAAAACCUAAUACUUUUAAAAAAUUACUGGGAGAAAGCUUGACUAGACCAACGGAUUUAGCAUCUGCUCACAAGAGCAUAGCUUUAACAAAAAAACAUGACUCUGUUGAUAUAUUCGAAGGAUAUGAUUCACCGCAACAAUUUAAUAAAGAAAUAGACGUGAUUGAAAACGCACGUAAAUCUAUUGAAAAAUUGGUAUUAGCUCAAAAAUCUGCAAGUAAAACACAACAGAAUGUUAAAAAAGUAGAUAAAUUACUAACAAAUACUAAAAUCGUAUCACCCAUAAAAGAUAGCAGACCGAGUAUUUCAAAUAAAAUACCUACAAUACUCGAUAACCCUUUGAAUAAAAUGGGCAUGGUGGAAGACAAUUUAAAUAUACAACAAGGAUCUACUAUUAGCAAUAAUACAAUAGAAGAUUUCGAUAAUAUAUUCAAAGAUAUUACUGCACCUAGACCAACUGAAUUUGAUCUACUACUGCAUCAAGAAACAAAUGUUACAGGAAUGGUAGAUAAUGAGAAAAUCAUGACACAUAAAAUUGAUAAACUCACAAUGAAUGAAAUCAAAAUUGAAGCUCAAAAACCGACUGAAGUAGAAGAUGUGAAAUAUAAUUUAAGAAAUAAAGCGUCUAUGAAAUCUGAAAGUCUUAAAGUUUCUAAUACAAAUAUUAAGGAUGUAGAAACAGAUGAAGUAUUAUUUGAAAGUCAGGCUAAAUGUGAAAGCAAAACUAAACCUAAAAGAAAUUUGCGUUUAAGGAGACGAAAGAAUCAAAAUGAAGAAGAAAAAUCUGAUUCAGAUAGUGCUAAUUUGAAGGACAUAGUUAAUUUGCAAGAGGAAUUCUCUGACGUUACACUGGACAUUCCGCCGCCUGUGAAAAUCGUUAAAGAUAUCCAUUCUCCUGAGAAAUGUAAGUUUGAGGAUGAAAAUAGGCCUCCUGUCUUAGAAAUACAGAGUUGCCCAUCGAAAAGCGUAACCCGAAGCCGUAGAAAGUUAUUCACUCCGCGCGUAGAACCCCUGGAAGAAUCUGUGGGUCCCGCAGGCGACAGCAACGAGCGAAUCUACGUUCCACGACCAUCGUACCACCGCGCGCGAGCACGCCGCAAGCUGUAAACGUUAUAC
Achroia grisella is the source of this 4195-nucleotide messenger RNA. Its product is annotated as kinesin-like protein KIF20B. The record is from RefSeq and is a predicted model, not a curated record. Gene Ontology annotation, biological process: microtubule-based movement. The coding region runs from base 95 to 4186 and encodes 1363 amino acids. Gene Ontology annotation, molecular function: ATP hydrolysis activity; microtubule binding; ATP binding. The transcript is spliced from 15 exons. NCBI's taxonomy places the organism in Eukaryota, Metazoa, Arthropoda, Insecta, Lepidoptera, Pyralidae. Gene Ontology annotation, cellular component: kinesin complex; nucleus; microtubule.